This is a messenger RNA of Cicer arietinum (chickpea), 4516 nucleotides long. RefSeq lists its product as uncharacterized. NCBI's taxonomy places the organism in Eukaryota, Viridiplantae, Streptophyta, Magnoliopsida, Fabales, Fabaceae. The record is from RefSeq and is a predicted model, not a curated record.
GAGAAGAAGAAGUUGAAGCGAAGUGAAAACAACAAUAAUCAGCUAUUGAGAGUUGCGCGUGAAAGUAACUGAAAUCGGAAUCGGAAUAAGAUGUCGAUUCCGAAAGAGCCAGAGGAAGUAAUGAAGUUAAGAGGAGGAUCGGUACUUGGAAAGAAAACCAUUCUUAAGAGCGACCAUUUCCCUGGUUGUCAGAACAAGCGUUUGCGUCCUCACAUCGAAGGAGCUCCAAAUUAUCGUCAGGCCGAGUCGUUACAUGUUCAUGGCGUUGCGAUUCCAACUAAUGAUGGAAUCAGAAAUGUUCUUAAGCACAUUGGUGCUCAACCUGAAGGCAACAAAGUUCAUGUUCUUUGGAUUAGUCUUCGUGAGGAACCGGUUGUGUACAUUAAUGGGCGCCCCUUUGUUUUGCGUGAUGUGGAAAGACCAUUCUCCAACCUCGAGUAUACGGGAAUUAAUAGGGAAAGAGUUGAACAAAUGGAAGCUCGUUUGAAAGAAGAUAUUCUGAUGGAAGCUGCAAGAUAUGGAAAUAAGAUCCUUGUGACUGAUGAACUGCCAGAUGGUCAGAUGGUGGACCAAUGGGAAUCAGUGUCAUGUAAUUCUGUGAUGACACCUCUAGAGGUGUACCAGGAAUUGCAAGUGGAAGGAUACCUUGUUGAUUAUGAACGUGUUCCAAUAACUGAUGAAAAAUCCCCUAAGGAAAUGGAUUUUGAUAUUUUGGUUCAUAAAAUUUCACAAGCUGAUGUAAAUACAGAGAUAAUUUUCAAUUGUCAAAUGGGGCGUGGACGAACUACAACUGGAAUGGUCAUUGCGACUUUGAUUUAUCUGAAUCGAAUUGGAGCUUCUGGCAUUCCAAGAAGCAACUCAGUUGGUAGAAUUUCUCAAUGUCUGACUAAUGUACCAGACCAUAUUCCUAACUCAGAGGAGGCAAUACGAAGGGGAGAAUAUACAGUCAUAAGAAGCUUGAUUCGGGUGUUAGAGGGUGGUGUUGAGGGGAAAAGGCAAGUUGACAAAGUCAUUGACAAGUGCGCCUCAAUGCAGAACUUACGUGAAGCAAUUGCCACUUAUCGCAAUAGUAUUCUGCGGCAACCAGAUGAGAUGAAAAGGGAGGCAUCACUUUCUUUUUUUGUGGAGUACUUGGAGAGAUACUACUUUUUGAUAUGUUUUGCUGUAUAUAUACAUUCAGAAAUGGCUGCACUCCGCACUAGUUCAGCUAGUCAUAGUAGUUUUGCUGACUGGAUGAGAGCUAGGCCAGAGCUCUACAGCAUUAUUCGCAGGUUGCUGAGGAGAGAUCCAAUGGGUGCACUUGGGUAUUCCAGUUUGAAACCAUCUCUAAUGAAGAUAGCUGAAUCUACUGAUGGUCGCCCUUCAGAGAUGGGUGUGGUUGCUGCCUUGAGAAAUGGUGAGGUACUUGGCAGUCAAACUGUUCUGAAAAGUGAUCAUUGCCCAGGGUGUCAAAAUCCAAGAUUACCAGAAAGAGUGGAGGGGGCACCUAAUUUCAGAGAAGUUCCUGGCUUUCCAGUUUAUGGAGUCGCAAAUCCAACUAUCGAUGGUAUUCGAUCUGUUCUUCGUAGGAUUGGUAGCUCUAAAAGUGGACGCCCAGUACUUUGGCAUAAUAUGAGAGAAGAACCUGUUAUUUACAUCAAUGGGAAACCAUUUGUUCUCCGAGAAGUUGAAAGACCGUACAAAAACAUGCGGGAAUACACGGGAAUUGGUCGUGAAAGGGUGGAGAAAAUGGAAGCCCGGUUAAAAGAAGAUAUCCUAAGGGAAGCUGAACAGUAUGACAAUGCCAUAAUGGUUAUUCAUGAAACAGAUGAUGGGCAGAUAUAUGAUGCUUGGGAGCAAGUAACCUCUGAUGUAAUUCAAACCCCACUUGAAGUUUUUAAAAGCCUGGAGGUUGAUGGAUUUCCUAUUAAGUAUGCACGUGUGCCCAUCACUGAUGGAAAAGCUCCUAAAAGUUCUGAUUUUGACACAAUGGCUUUUAAUAUUGCUUCUGCUACAAAGGAAACUGCUUUUGUUUUCAAUUGUCAGAUGGGUAGGGGCAGAACAACCACAGGUACUGUCAUAGCUUGCCUUGUGAAGCUUCGAAUUGAUUAUGGUAGACCUAUUAAAAUACUGGGAGAUAAUGUAACCCAGGAAGAAGUGGAUGGCGGUUCCUCAAGUGGAGAUGAAGUUGGCGGUUAUGUCACUGCCCCCAAUAAUUUGCAAAUAAAGAUAGAUGAGAAACAAAAGCAUGUUUUUGGUAUAAAUGACAUCCUCUUGUUAUGGAAGAUAACAGCUUUUUUUGAUAAUGGGGUGGAGUGCCGGGAGGCCUUAGAUGGUAUUAUUGAUAGAUGUUCUGCACUUCAAAACAUUCGCCAAGCUGUUCUAGAAUAUAGAAAAGUAUUCAAUCAACAACAUGUUGAGCCAAGGGUAAGGAGGGUGGCAUUAAAUCGUGGUGCUGAGUACUUGGAACGGUAUUUCCGUCUUAUUGCUUUUGCAGCAUAUCUUGGAAGUGAAGCAUUUGAUGGAUUUUGUGGAGGAAAAUCCAAAGUGUCAUUUAAGAAUUGGUUGCAUCAGAGACCAGAGGUGCAGGCUAUGAAAUGGAGCAUACGAUUGAGACCGGGGCGGUUUUUCACUGUCCCUGAAGAGCUGAGAGCACCACAAGAGUCUCAACACGGAGAUGCAGUGAUGGAGGCAUUCGUCAAGGCUCGGAGUGGUUCAGUUCUGGGAAAAGGCUCCAUACUUAAAAUGUAUUUCUUUCCUGGUCAGAGAACUUCCAGCCACAUACAAAUACAUGGCGCACCACACGUUUACAAGGUUGAUGAAUACUCUGUGUAUUGCAUGGCAACUCCAACCAUCUCUGGUGCAAAGGAGAUGUUAAAGUAUUUGGGUGCUAAUCCUAAAGCAAAAGCCUCAGCUACUCAAAAAGUAAUUUUGACUGAUCUAAGAGAGGAAGCAGUUGUCUAUAUCAAGGGCACUCCCUUUGUCCUGAGGGAGUUAAACAAACCAUAUGAUACACUCAAGCAUGUGGGAAUCACUGGUCCUGUGGUGGAACACAUGGAAGCAAGGUUGAAAGAAGACAUAAUAGCUGAGAUUAAACAGUCUGGUGGGCUGAUGCUGUUACACCGUGAAGAAUAUAACCCUUCAACAAAUCAGUCUAAUGUGGUUGGAUACUGGGAAAACAUUUUGGUGGAUGACGUGAAAACAACCGUAGAAGUUUAUUCUGCUCUAAAGGAUGAAGACUAUGAUAUUGUCUAUCAGAGGAUACCAUUAACAAGGGAGAGAGAUGCAUUGGCCUCUGAUGUUGAUGCAAUACAGUACUGUAAAGAUGACUCUGCAGAGAGUUAUCUUUUUGUAUCACACACAGGUUUUGGUGGAGUUGCAUAUGCAAUGGCGAUUAUUUGUAUUAGACUCGGAGCAGAAGCAAACUUUGCAUCCACAGUCCCACAGCCAGUAUUUAGUCCUCAGAAAUAUGCAGGGGCUGAAGAGAACUUUCUCUCUCGAGCUUCUAAUGAAGCAGCACUCAAGAUGGGUGACUAUCGUGACAUAUUGAGCCUUACAAGAGUCCUCAUACAUGGUCCCCAAAGCAAAGCAGAUGUUGACAAUGUUAUUGACAGAUGUGCAGGCGCAGGGCAUCUACGAGAUGAUAUUCUUUAUUAUUAUAAAGAAUUUGAGAAGUUUACUGAUGGCGAUGAUGAGGAACGUGCGUAUCUUAUGGACAUGGGUGUCAAGGCUUUGAGGCGGUACUUUUUUCUUAUCACAUUCAGAUCUUACCUUCACUGCACCUCUCCAUCCAAUCUGGAAUUUGCUGCUUGGAUGGAUGCAAGACCCGAGCUUGGUCAUCUAUGUAACAAUCUUAGAAUUGAUAAAUAAUGUAGCAAUGCUGAUAGUUAUGUCAAUGUAUAGUUGGCACUUGCUGCUGCAGUUUGUAAUAUACAUCCUCUCUUUCUCCAUGCCCGCCCCAUUGGACUAAAACGUAGCUGAUCUUGGUAUUUUGCGAACUGCUUGAUUGUAGGCAAAAGCCAUGGUAUACUUCAGUCAGCUUCUUGCAUUCAACCCUGUAUGUUAUGAGGUGGCUCUGACAUCAGUACAUACAGUACACAACUGCUGGAUGAGCAGCAUUUGCUUGCUUCCAACAUGGACCCAUUUUGCAUUAGGUCACAUUGUUAUGGGACGUUCAAUAUCCCUUAUUGUAUUCCUAUUUCAUUGAGAUUUGAUUAUAGGAUCUGGAGGUGUAGGCCAUUAGAUUAAUGACGAGGUUCUCUGUCUUUGAUUACUAGUUUCGAUCCAUCAAUUAUAGAACGAUGGAAUUAUUAGGAAAGAGCGAAUUAGAGUCCAGCUGAAUAGUAUGAAACCCCCUUUCCCUAUUUCCCCCCGGCUAAAAUGAUAUAAAUGCUUUUUAAUUAGAGAUAAAUCAAACGGAGAUCAGAUGACGACUGAGACAACUCAAAAAACUAUCCACCUUUUUUUCUUUCUUUCAUAAUAAAUUUGUGUACCCAUCAUCACUCUAGCUUUCAAAAUGAAUUGUAAGGUUAUGCCA